AUGACCUCAAGCUUGUUGUGUUCAGUACUGUCUACUUCCGGUAAAGUCUUCUUCGAUCUCAACUGCAUACGCCGAUGCAGCUUUGUUUCUGAACUGAAUAUAGAAGAAGAUUUCCAUCAUGGCUGACACAUCUCAGCCCCAGUCACACGUUGCUACGCCAGAAGCCUCAGAUCUGUCAGGGAAGAAAUCACGUCAAGAAAAUGCAUCACGCCAGUCUGGUCGGGUGACCUUUCCAAAUUCAGCAAAGUCAGGGUCAAGUGCCCAUUCUAUGAGGACAGAUGAAAUUGUCCCGAAAGGAAACCCAUUCAAAAUGCCUCCAGACAGUGAUAUAUUUCUUCUCAGAGACAAAGAGAGGCAACGGAAGAAGCAAGAGCGACUGAGACAGAGAAACUUGAAAGUUCAUGAGAAAACAACGUAUGCAUCCAGGGUCAACUUUCGCACAGCAGCAAUGAUCCACCCAGCCGAAUCUGAAUCUGAGGAGGAGGAGGAUACCGAUAAAGCAGUUGCUGUGAAAGACGAUCCUCAAUUUACCAUCGCUGUGACUAGAGACCGGCAUGUUGAGAAAGAAUCGCUAGCAGAAUAUAUUGCAAAGAAAAGGGAAAUGUUUUUAGUUCAGUAUUCUCUCGGAGUGAAGCGGGAUGAGAUGAGAAAACUGGAAGAGAUAGCACAGGCAGAAGAGAAGAAGCUGGAGCUGGCAGAGCAAUACCUGGAGGAGGAUGCAGCCAUGUUUGAUGAGUUCUUGAAAGAAAAUGACAAAAACUCAGUGGAAGCUAUUAAAAUUGCGGAGGCGGAAGCGAAGCAGAAGAUGGAGAAGAUCAACGAGAUCAAGAGAAUCAACGCACAGAUGAUGGGCAUCAAGUCGGAGAUCUCCAAGUACGAGGACACACUCAAGGAGUAUCAGUUGUACCGGGGAUUCCUCGAGUCUCUCAUUCCACAGGAAGUUCAAGAAGAAAGACAGAAAGCUCUUGAAAAACGAAGGGAAGAAAAAUCACAGACUAAAGAGACUGCGGCACCGACUUCCAAGUCAGGUUCAAGGUCCGAUGCAUCAGAGAAGGGUAGCAUAAACAGCGGCAGACGACCAACGAAGAAAACGGGAGGUAAAGGAGAGAAAGGGACAACAUCACCCAGCAAAAGCCCCAGCUCACAGAGUGAGAAGACUAUAGACGCAAAAAUGGAUGAUUUAUUUAUUGAGCUGAAUACGCUGAGCUCCACUCAACAAGCCAUGGCUAUGGACGAGAUCAAAACGAAGCAAGAGGACAGCGAAACAGGAGAGCCUAAGCCAGAGCUCCUUGACAUGGAGGACAGUGAUGAGGAACUGGACCUGUUCUUCACCGACCCACAACAGCUGCUGGACAUUUUCGCGGAGCUGGAGGAGCAGAACUUGUCGCUGAUCCAGAACAGCCAGGAGACGGAGGAGGCUUUAGAGGAGAUGAAGCACACCAUCAAACAGACCAAAGUCAAGAUGGAGAAGGAAACGAAGACGCUGAAAGAACAGAUAGACAAACUACAGUCUCAGAUACAGAGUGAGGAGGCAAAGGCAGCAGAUCUAAAAAUAAAAGCCAAGAUGUUCAACUACGGAGAGUUCAAGGCAGAUGAUGAUCAAGAGCAGCAUUUAUCAGAACUUAACAAGAAGGUGGAAGACGUCUACCGAAAUUGUAUAGGUGACAAUGAAGCAAAUAUCAGCACACUACAGAUGCUGACCAACAUUGAGAACAGGUUAGAAGAAUUGUUUGAGAUGAUUGAAACUAUGCCACAGGACAAGGUGGAGGCCGCAGAAAAGGCCAAAGACAAGGAGAGGAGGUUGAAGAUGAGGGAGGAGAAGAUGGAGCAGCUGAGGAUUCACCAGGAGGAGCGGGUGAGGCGAGCACUGGAGAGAGCAAAGGCAGAGCCCAAGAAACAGACGGGCAAGAGACUGGUGUUCAGGUCCAAGCCCCCAGAGCUCAAGAAGAAGGAGGAUGAGGGAGCAGACCAAGCCAGCAGGGAGGAGGAGGAGCUGCAGUAUUAUUUCGCCUGGUAACCUACGCCAUCGUGCCUACCACCGCCAUAGACGUUUGUGUAGCCUCCUACGCCAUCACCAUUACCGCCGUCUUAGAUGCUCGUAUUUUCUGGGAGUAGCCUGCGGAUGAAUAAAAAAGAAAUAGAUACAGAUUAUCUCAGCAAGUCCACUUGUUAAACCCAAGGGAUUAGAUAUGGUCUAGAAGGUGGAUUACUACAGAUUUCUCAACAUUGUAAAUGUGCUUUGCUACUUAAAUAUUCGUGAGUUAGCUUGACAAAAAUCUUUUGAUUAUGAGCCGAACUCUAAUCGUUUUUUUUUCCUGAACUUUGUCAAUAAUGAUAUUUUCACAGAGGAUUGAAAUGUGGAAGUGUAGUUCUCUUGGUUUAAAAGUUGAGGAAAAGACAGUGAAUACUGUACUUACAUGAUCGGAGAACUGCACUGUAGCUUAGCACAUUACCAGUCUUUAGUCACAGUGCAAAGACUUGAACUCAUGCCUUGUGGUAUUGGUCCAUGACAUGUUCAAGAUUUAUCAAAGAACCCGAAUCUUUCUCUCGUGUAGUUGGAGCCCACCAAAACACUCACACUUCACAUGUCUCUACACAAAGCUUAUGUUUUAAUUCUUUCCCAUUUCCCGAAUACUAACCCCACUGGGUCUUCGGAUAACAGAUGUACAGGAGUGAGAUGAACAGCUUUUGUCCUUUGUAAAUUUUUACACUUUGAUUAUACACCUUUCUGUUUACGCUGAAAUUUAUGAGAUCAUUUACCUAUAAGUUUGAGACUUGUCCAAAUUCUGGAAAGUUUCAUAGAGGCAUGCUGGUUUUUAUUCUUCAUAAGACUUAUACCUAGUAGGUUUACUAAAUAAACAGUGUACAAUUUUGGUGAAAA
Aplysia californica (California sea hare) is the source of this 2881-nucleotide messenger RNA. Its product is annotated as cilia- and flagella-associated protein 100. The coding region runs from base 119 to 2017 and encodes 632 amino acids. The record is from RefSeq and is a predicted model, not a curated record. NCBI's taxonomy places the organism in Eukaryota, Metazoa, Mollusca, Gastropoda, Aplysiida, Aplysiidae. The transcript is spliced from 17 exons.